This is a messenger RNA of Paramecium pentaurelia, 474 nucleotides long. The record is from the annotation of a GenBank genome assembly. NCBI's taxonomy places the organism in Eukaryota, Ciliophora, Oligohymenophorea, Peniculida, Parameciidae.
GAUGAAGAAGAAUGCUCCAAAUAUAUCAAAAGUAGCAUCAGAUUUGAUUCUGGCAUAUCAAUAGUUAACGAGACAACAAAAAGAAAUUGUCAUUUCCCCAAGAUAUGAAAAAACUGCCUUAUAUUUUCCACAAUCACGUACUCAUAUAAUUAUGUACAUUAUGCAGCUAUUGAAGAGAAAAUUGAUGAAGAAAAUUAAAUUGAUAGUCCAAUAAAAACUAUAACUGAAGAAGAAGAAGAUUAUUUAUAGGAGAUUUCUGAACUUAGAAAAAUAGUAGAUUAAAGUAUAAAAUAUAAUUAUAAGCAGUGAGAAUGAAAUACAUGAACAUACCCUAAAAAUAUUUGCAAUAGCCAUUGUAAACCAAUAAUUAAAAUACAAUACAAUCUACUCAAAAUAACAAAACUAAAAAAUAGGUGGUGAUAACAUAAUACUAAUCGGAUUUUUUAAGACAAUAAUAUGGAAAAAUUAAAUGAC